Messenger RNA from Aedes aegypti (yellow fever mosquito), 612 nucleotides. Its product is annotated as protein NPC2 homolog. Gene Ontology annotation, molecular function: sterol binding. Gene Ontology annotation, biological process: intracellular cholesterol transport. Lineage: Eukaryota; Metazoa; Arthropoda; Insecta; Diptera; Culicidae. The transcript has 2 exons. Bases 38 to 487 code for a protein of 149 amino acids. The record is from RefSeq and is a predicted model, not a curated record.
CCAUCAGUUUCGGUUGGUCUUCAAAUCCCCUAUCACAAUGAGUUCAUACGUAGUAGUUCUGUUGGUAGUUCUUCCACUAGUGUUCGCCGACGUAGUUCCGGUCAAGGAAUGCAAGGCCGGUUCGUUGCCGAGUUCCGUGGACGUCCAGGGAUGCAAGAAGGUUCCGUGUGAGCUGAAGCGCGGCGAAGACGCCGUGGCCUUCGUGGACUUCAGUGUCAGCGACGAGGUGGCCAAGUUGCGACCGAUUGUCUACGCUACGGCCUUGGGUUUGACGAUUCCGUUCGAGCUGCCAUCGGAUAGGCAGGAUGCUUGCGAGUGGUUGGAGGGAUCCAAGUGCCCGCUGUCGGCUGGGGAAGAUGUGAGGUACGAGUUGAGGUUGCCGGUGGAGCAGAGCUAUCCACCAAUUGCGGUGGAUGUGGAGCUGAGGCUGGUGGAUCAGGACGAUGAGAUCGUGAGCUGUUUCAGUGUUCAAGGAAAGGUUGUGUGAGUGUAAUUGGGAGGUUGUAAAUUAGUUUUAAAUAUUUUGAUAAGAUUGAAGAGGGUUUUACAAAGGAAUAUUUUUUAAAGUGUGGGAAAUAUUGUGAUAUGAAAUAAAUUAAUUAAAAAACGGAA